GCGGCAGUUUGGACCUACAGAGUACACACACCCUCCCGACUUUGUAUCAGUGGUCGUGUACGGAACCCGCUCCAGUCUACUCCGGUCGGGGUGGAGUGUCGCCGUCAGUUACCUUUUUGUCUGUCGCAGUAGGCAUUACUCGCCCUGGGCUCACCGCGGCCGCGGGCGCGCACCUUUUUAUGCGCGCACAAAAACGGCCUUGUCUGACGGGGGGUCGGCGCGGCACCGACAGCUGUUGAGGCCGCUGAUGGGUCAGCUGCUGCGCGGGAUCGGUACAAUUGACUGGUCUGGGUCUGUGGUCUGCCAGUUGGUCUGUGGUCCGGCGCACGGAACGGAGCUCCGGUAGUGGCUCUGCGGUCUCUACUUCGUGUUCACGGUAUCCAGUGAACCCUGCUGUUGGCCUUAGUGGGCCUGGUGGCCUUAGCUUGAAUACCGAACAAGUGCUGAGAGUGAACAAAAGACCAUGGGUAAAUACUCUGGCAAGAAAUGCCGGCUGCUGACCAUGUUCAGCCUGACCACCACCUUCUUCCUGGUGGAGAUCAUCGUCGGCUACGCCACCAACUCGAUGGCGCUGGUGGCCGACAGUUUCCACAUGCUCAGCGACGUGGUGGCGCUGGUCGUGGCCUUCCUGGCAGUGCGGAUGUCUCCAAAGAAGUGGUCCAAGAACACGUUCGGCUGGGCACGAGCGGAGGUGCUCGGCGCCCUGGUCAACUCCGUGUUCCUCAUCGCCCUCUGCUUCUCCAUCUUUGUCGAGUCGCUGAAAAGGUUUUACGAGGUGGAGGACAUCACCAAUCCGGAGAUGAUUCUGAUUGUGGGCGUGCUGGGUCUGGUGGUGAACGUUAUCGGCCUGGGACUGUUUGCCAACCACAGUCACGGCCACAGUCACGGUGGCGGCAGUCACGGCCACUCGCACGGCGGCGUCUCCAAGAAGGCGGCCGCCGCCGAGACGCCGUCGCCGCAGCUGCAGCCGCUGCCCAACACGGCGCGCGGCCACCUCAGCUCGUUCGUGGCUGAUGACGACGCCGAGGAGACGGGUCAGGCGCUGGUGGAUGGCCGGCCGCGCACCGCCGGCGCCCAGCAGAUGAACAUGCGCGGCGUGUUCCUGCACGUGCUGGCCGACGCCAUCGGCUCCGUCAUCGUCAUCAUCUCUGCGGUGGUGAUCUGGAAGACGGACUGGGAGUAUCGGAUGUACGUCGACCCGGCGCUAAGCGUCAUCAUGGUGAUGCUGAUUCUGCGCAGCGUCUACCCACUGUUGCUGGACAGCGCGAUGAUCCUGCUGCAGACGGUGCCCACCCACAUCCAGGUGGACUUCAUCGAACAGAAGAUCCUGCGUGAGAUCGACGGCGUGCUGGCCGUGCACGAGUUUCACGUGUGGCAGCUGGCCGGCGACCGGAUCAUCGCCUCGGCGCACAUCCGCUGCCACAACCUGGCCGACUACAUGACCAUCGCCGAGCAGAUCAAGCAGCUCUUCCACAACGAGGGCAUCCACUCCACCACCAUACAGCCAGAGUUUGUCGACUACGAGGAGGAGGCGCACACGACCAAGAGCGAGACUUGCAUACUGGACUGUCCGCCGUCCGACAACGAUGCCUGUGUGGCGCAAAAGUGCUGCACGGCCAAAAAGUCGGACGAGACGGAGAGCCUGCUGGUGCGCCAGCGGACGGGCGGCGCCAGCGACCUGCCGCCCUACACGGACACCGACACGGGCCUGGAGGGCGUCUCGGUCCGGCCGGGCUCAGCGGGGGUCUGACCGGAGCUGAUGGGGCGAGCGGCGCGCCCGGCGAGGUGUCCUGACUGUCUGCAGGGCGGCAGGUGGACUAGAGGUCACUGAGCGACACCGGUGGGUCGGAGGAUGACCUGACCUCUGGACAGACCCGUGUGGACUGGACAGUGCUGCUGCGUCAGGAGUGGUCAGAAAGACCGCCUCCUGGGUGACGAGUUCAUCCGCCCCGUCCAGCCUCAAACUGUCCGUGUGCCGUCCGGUACUGGCCGCCCUGCUGUGGUCGCUGACGCGUUCACUGGCGGGCUGUCGCGGCAGACCGGCCCUCCGUCCUCGGCCUUACGGACGGUUCCUCAGAUCAGUCAGCGCAGACGGUCACCGGGGCCACACACAGUGACGGAAUACUCCGACUGGAAAUUAACCACCGCCCGGCCCGCACGUAUUCGGCCGGGCCUAUUUAUCACUUUUGUUCACCGUUUCACACAUUUUAGACAGACGGCGAGUCGAACGGAUGCGAUGAGCUUACGGUUUGGCUGAUAGGACUCGAAAUACCUACUGGUCAGCCCUUAUGCCGAUCUCUGUAGCUUUACGAGCGAAAAGGAGUGACAUUAUUUGACUAUCUCACCGAUGCUAAUAUGCAUGGCAACCUCCGAACGUUAACAAUCGUUUGCAAUUUUAGUUCGGGCUGAACAUUGUGUGUUCAUAUGCAUGUGUGGGUUUCAAGCUGCUGUGAAUAGUGGCGAAGCGAAUCAAUUGAUGACAAAUUGAUGAAUUAUGUAACUUGGGGUCGGGAGCACGUACUCUGAUAUUUUAACUGAAUGUUUCUCACAACAUUGCCUACUCACCACUAUUUGAUGUUGACAUUUACGUUUAUGACUGCAUUUGAUAUUGUUACCAAAGAUUACGGAGCAGUUGAUUUAGGUCUAGGAACGUGAAAUCUCUGUACUGGCUCUCUAUUCCCGCGAUGUGCGGCGGGAGCGCGCUCACCCGCCGCGCCGGCGCCACCCGUCAGUCGAGGCGUACCCCCGCCGGCAGUCGGGCUCAGUCGCCUGCAGCUGCGACGGCCGUGGACGUGCCUGGAGGGCGGAUCGCACCGGUCCUCCUCUCCCCUCCGGCGGGAGGUGUUCACGGCGCACUGUGACAUGGACCGGAGCGUCACGGAGCCGCCGCGGGCUCCGUGACGCAGAGGCGACAGUCGUGACGCGGGGUUUAUUGGUCUGGAACGAGUCAGAUGGCCGCGAAUGCUAUAGUGAAAACGGCUUGUGAUGCGGAGUGAUCUAAUCGCGCGUGGUUUGUGACUUUGGGGGUAGACAGUCUGCUUUCUGAGCUGGUAACUCGGGUGAUGUCCUGCAUAGUAGUGGCCAGGCGACAGCACAGUCACAGUAGUCAGUCGGUGUCGGCGUUGCGUCGUGUGUGCUCGGACGGCCUGCAAGGGGUGCGGCGGACGCGCGGUGACCUGUCGGUGCUCCAAGCCGUACCUGAGAGCAGCUCCAUCGUGUUCAGUCAGUGUGCGUAUAAACACAUCAUAGUAACUGCGUAACAAAUUAUCAACGUGUGAAUGACAUCGCAAAUACAUGUGUUCGAGUGCCGCG
This is a messenger RNA of Amphibalanus amphitrite, 3312 nucleotides long. RefSeq names its product zinc transporter 1-like. Gene Ontology annotation, biological process: intracellular zinc ion homeostasis; zinc ion transmembrane transport; detoxification of zinc ion. Bases 464 to 1750 code for a protein of 428 amino acids. The transcript is spliced from 8 exons. Gene Ontology annotation, molecular function: zinc ion transmembrane transporter activity. The record is from RefSeq and is a predicted model, not a curated record. NCBI's taxonomy places the organism in Eukaryota, Metazoa, Arthropoda, Thecostraca, Balanomorpha, Balanidae. Gene Ontology annotation, cellular component: membrane.